Messenger RNA from Physella acuta, 3049 nucleotides. Its product is annotated as pirin. The record is from RefSeq and is a predicted model, not a curated record. Gene Ontology annotation, molecular function: quercetin 2,3-dioxygenase activity. Gene Ontology annotation, cellular component: nucleus. Lineage: Eukaryota; Metazoa; Mollusca; Gastropoda; Physidae. Gene Ontology annotation, biological process: monocyte differentiation.
UCAUCUCUUUGCUUGUAAACAACCAUUACUAAGCAAAAUCCUGGCGUUUUUAAGGCAUUGUUUUGGAAAUUCAAAAUACGAUUUUACUUUAUCGGCGUACAUUAUUUUUGCAGUAUAAAUACCGAAGCCGAUCUCAUGAGACCUCACAAAAUUCAUUCUUUGUUAACGAAACUGUUGCAUUUCGGUGGCUUAGCAAGUUGUUGUUUGACUUCUUCACAAGCACUCGAAGUACCUCUUUCACCGUUUGCUUACCAUUCAGCCGCUGUACACUCAAUUUCAUCGUGCCCAGAUCUAAAAAGCUUUUCUAACAAAGUAAUUACAAUGUCUCGCACUGUGAAUUUAAGUUUUGAAAGUAAAGAGCAAGAUGAAGGUGUAGGGGCUAGAGUUAGACGAAGCAUUGGACGUUCAGAGCUUCGCAACUUCGAUCCUUUCCUGAUGCUUGAUGAAUUUAGUGGUAAAUACCCAGCUGGCUUUCCAGACCACCCUCACAGAGGGUUUGAAACAGUAACUUAUAUGUUAAAGGGUGAAACCAAUCAUCAAGACUUCCUUGGCCACAAAGGCAAAAUACAAGCUGGAGACCUACAGUGGAUGACUGCAGGCAGAGGAAUAGUUCACUGUGAAAUGCCCGGGGACAAGGAAGUUGCUCAGGGCCUACAACUGUGGGUAAAUCUGAAAAAAUCUGACAAAAUGGUUGAACCAGCUUAUCAGGAGCUUAAAGACAAAGAUAUACCAAAGGGAGAGAAAAAUGGAGUCAAAGUAAAAGUUAUUGCUGGAGAAGCCUUCGGGAUUAAAUCACCUGUCUAUACUAGGACACCAACAUACUACUUAGACUUUCACAUGUCUCCUGGUUCUGAGUUAAAUCAACCUGUGCCUAAAGAAUGGAAUACCUUUGUUUACAUUCUGUCAGGAGAAGCUUGGUUUGGUCCAGAAGGUAAAGAAAAAUUGUGCAAAGCUCACCACACCACCACAUUCAAUAAAGAUGGUGAUUCCAUUCAUGCAAUAAAUAAGGGAAAAGAAGCGUGCCACUUUGUGAUAAUUUCAGGUCAACCCAUUGGCGAGCCAGUUGUGCAACAUGGCCCAUUUGUCAUGACUACCCAAGAGGAAAUUCAACAAGCAUUCCAUGACUACCGUAAUGGUAAAAAUGGAUUUGAGAAUGCAGCAUCAUGGAAUUCGGAUUAUGUGUGAUUGCUUAUGCGUUUAACCUAAUAUACAUAUCAAAUAAUAAACCAUGUAAUACUACUGUACAUAUAUAGCUUUUCUAAUUUAUGAAAAGAAGGCACAAAUAAAUUAAAUUGUAAUUCAUGGACAGUUGGGCAAGGUGUUAACUAUAUGACAUAGCCUACUUGUUCUGUCACUAGUAAGUGACCCACAUAAAGUGUUUUCAAAUUUUCUUUUUGAAUUUAUAAUGGCAAAAAUGUUAAUGUUUACUUUAUUUAUGUUUAGGAAUUAUGAUUCUGAUGUUUACUUUGUGUUUGAAUUUAAGUGUAGACUAUUUGAUAAUACCACUGUGUACAUUUUAAAAAUAUUUGUGGUUGUGUUGUUAUAUACUUAGGGCACAGUUAUUAGCCAUCUAUGAUAGUGGGGAUUUUUUCCUUUCUAUGCUUUCCAUUUUAUGAGGAAGUUUUGUGUAUUAUUUUUCUAAACAUGUGAUAAUAUAAUUUCUUAUAAUGCGCUAAUUUCAUCAGUUCAAAGUCAUAGCUCUACUUAAAAAUGCAUAAUCAGUAUAACAUAUCAUAUAUUCACCACCUAUGCCUUUCAAAUUACAUUUGUUUCAGCUAGUGGUUACCAGAUAGAUGAUAUCCAACUGUAAAAUGUUUUUUUAAAGAUGCUAGUUUUCUAUCAUCAUCUUACUUUACAAAUCAUACAAUUAGUAAUGGGUUUUUUCGCAAAUAAAAUUUUCAGGAACAGUUGCAAUUAUUUUUAAAAAUUAGACAGUUGUUUUUAAAUUACCAUUUAAAACUAGUAUCAUAGAGAUUGAUUAGAUGUUGGUUUUUGGUUGUUGUUUUUUUUUUAAUUACAUUGAAUUUUUUCAAUAAAGUGUUUUCAAAAGAUGGCAUGAUUUAUUUUUUAUCUGUGUUUUCCAGAACUGAUCUCACAUUUAUAACUCAGAUCUAUGUGAUUAUUGUUUUCUAACCUGUAAUUUGUUACCUUACAGAUUAUGUGUACUCAAUUUUUCAAAAGCAUGCAAUGCCAAGAGUAUACAAUUUUCCAGAUUCAUUUUCAUGAGCACAUUGGCCUACAUGUCAAAUAUUGUGAUCAAGAAUACUGGUAUUCAUAUUAGCUAUUCAGGGUUGUAAUUUUUUUUAAAUGAGCUAUGUUAAUUAUCAAUAUUUUAAUAUUUUAUUAAUUUAAUUGAAUACAAUACCAUUUUUGGGAUUGGAUUUAUGACAUUAUUUUAUUCUAAAUGAUAGUAUAGUUAAAAAGAUUUGUUUUUGUGAAGAUUUCUAAAUUAGUAAUGUAUUAUUACAAAUUAUGUCAAAAGAUAAAUGGAUGCUCUUUAUCAAAUGCAGUCUGCAUACAUUCAUCUUAACUGUCAACACAUAACCUUUGUUGAGUUUUUGUUUCACGCAGUUGUUCUACACUAGCCAUACUGGCCAGACCUUGUACUAAGAUUUCAGACAAACUUAUCUGUAAAGGGCCGUGACUUUUGUGCUAAUUAAGUAGCAUGUAUCCUGCGCUGACUGGGGUUUGGGAAUAUAUAAAAUAUCAAAUUAAAUGUUUAUAUGUCAAUAUGGAUGUUUGAGAAAACACAAACAUGAAUGCAAAUACUUGAACAAAGCACUGUGCUCCAUAAUCUAUAUUUUUAAUGAUGUAGACAAUACCCAUUUUGAAAUGUAGUCCUUUAAUAAAUAAAUGCUAGUUUUUAAAAUAUAUUUGUUGUUUAUGAAUUUGAGUAUAAUUUUUUUUUAAGAUUAUAUAGGACUGCUGUUUUAGUGACAUGCUUCCUUUACCAGUACAUUCCUUUCAUUUCUAAAACCCUUAAGUACUUAAUCAUAAAAUAGUUUGCUAAAUUACUGAAUCAUUUUUUAAAUUAAAAGAUCCCAAUUUA